ACUAAAUUUGCUCCAAUCACCUUCGGUUAACCUAGACACGUGGCGCUCCUUCACCCAGCCACCGUGCUGCCGUUAUCAUUAUCGCUUCCGCUCCAUCUCUCAGCACCGAACCCAAAACAAUCGCUAGAGAGAGAAACCAAGAGAGAGAGAAACAAAGAUCUAACACUCGCUUUCGCUGCCUCUUGUUUCCACCCUCCGUGACCGUGAUGGACAGUGGAGAUGUCUGGAGCUUGGCCGCCUGUGCAGACGCCAACGCCGCUUCUCACGUCAACAGAAUAAUGCUCCGCUUCCGGCCGAUCGCGCCCAAACCAGUCGCCGGAGGUUCCUCCGCCGCAGUAUGCGGCGGCGGAGGAGAGGUAAGUCAGAGUAGCCACGUGUCAGUCCUCGGGAAGAGACCGAAAAGGAAGUACGUUAGGAUUCGGAGGAACAGUGGAUACGUGAGAAAGAAUAGUAGUAAUAUCGUUAACGGUAGCGGUAAAGAUAUUGAUAAGUCGUCGGACGUGGCGGUUGUGACGUUGCAGUUGAUGCCGGAGAAGGAAGCUCCGGGAGGAAACUCGGUGGCCGGAGAUUCGUGGUGUAAGAACGUCGAUCUUGACCUAACGGUGGAGAAGAUUCAGAUCGUGGAGAAUCGGAAUCCGAAGGCGCCGUGUGCGACGGCGGAGGAAGGGAAGGGAGGAAAGGGUUCAGAUCUUGUUGCGGCGGGGAAGGUGGCGGAGUCUUGGGUGACGGUGGAGAGCGUGAUAAGCACGUGCAUGGGGGAUGGAGGUGGAGGAUUAGGCUGUACGGACGCGGAGAAGGUGAGGACGCUAGAGAGCGACACGUGUCCAGGGUUUGUGUGUGACGGAAGUUUGAGGGUGCGGUGGGUGAAUGAGGCGUACAAGAGGAUGGUGGCGAGCGAGGAUAUCGUGGUGUGGUUGAAGGUGAAGGAUAGCGCUAGAGCUGCCUGGUGGUGCUACUCUCACCCGGCGUUCACCUGCGGGGUGAGGUUGCAGUACACGUGGCGGAACGAGAAGUGCACGAAGAUGGUGCCGUGUGAUGUUUGGAGAUUGGACUGUGGCGGGUUUGCAUGGAGGCUAGACGUGAAAGCUGCGCUGAGUUUGGGUCUCUGAAAAAAGAAAAAAAAAAAAGAAAAGAAAAA
Molecule: messenger RNA, 1138 nt
Organism: Vigna umbellata (rice bean)
Lineage: Eukaryota; Viridiplantae; Streptophyta; Magnoliopsida; Fabales; Fabaceae
Source: RefSeq, a predicted model, not a curated record